Messenger RNA from Theileria annulata, 117 nucleotides. RefSeq lists its product as uncharacterized. The transcript is spliced from 2 exons. The record is from RefSeq and is a predicted model, not a curated record. Bases 1 to 117 code for a protein of 38 amino acids. Lineage: Eukaryota; Apicomplexa; Aconoidasida; Piroplasmida; Theileriidae.
AUGCCGGCAGGCACUCAGGGUGGUAAAAAGAAGCCUCUCAAAGCUCCUAAAAAGGUGGAGGUUCUAACUGAAGAGGAUCUCGAGUUUAAAAAGAAAAACGCCGAGUUAAAAAGGUAA